GCCCCCUCAGCUCCCCCUAUCCUUUUUCAUAGUCAACAGGAAAAACAGGGCCAGAUCUCUGAGAGAGCUGUGAGAGAAGAGACAAAGAGAAGAACAGUACAGGAGAUCACAUUAGAUGUCCAACAAUCUUCCAACGCAGGACAAAAUGGACAAGCAAAAACUAAGGGCUGAAAUCAGUCCUCGAGUGUCCAAGAGCUCUGCGCAGCGCCUAAGCAGGGAUCUCACCUGCUCCAUCUGCUUGGACCUGUUUAAGCACCCGGUUUCCUUGCCCUGCGACCACACUUUCUGCGAGGCCUGCAUUACGAGUUACUGGAGCAACCCUCGUGGAAAAGUCCAGGGAGGAUCUGGUUCUUGUCCUCAGUGCAGGAAAGUCUUUCCAGGCCAGAGCUACCGACCCAACCGCAUUGUGGCCAACAUCGUGGAGAGCUACUGCCAGGGGAUUGAGGAAAGUGGGGGUCGGCUGACCGGGUUGUCAGUAGAGACAGUUCCUCCGACCCCAGUUUGCAGCCGACACAGAGAAGAGCUGAAGCUGUAUUGUGAGGAAGACCAGGAGCUGGUGUGUCUGGUGUGCGGGAUCUCGCAGGAUCACCGGGCUCACACGCUGGUGUGCGUGCAAGAUGCACAGAAGAGAUAUCGGGCUUCUCUAACCACUUCAGCAAAUGCUCUUCAAAAGGAGCUCAACACUGCCUUAGAGUGUGAGAAAGUGACUGAAGAGGAGGUGAAGAAACUGAAGGACCACACUGCAGACCUGAAGCAGAGAAUCGAGGCACAGUUCAGCGAACUUCAUCAGUUCCUGUAUCAGGAAGAGAAACUCCUGCAGGUCAAGCUGAAGACGGAGGAACGUCGAGAGCUGAUAAGGCUGGAUGAGCACAAGGCCCUGCUCAGCGUGGAAAUAUCACGCCUGCGCAGAGCUGUGAACGACAUCGAGGACAAGCUCAGCGAACAGGAUCCUUACACUCUACUCAGGAGUAUAAAGGGCCUGCUUCAAAGCAGGCAGCCACCGAAGUUUGAGAAGCCGGCACUGACCCCGCCCAGACUGUGUGAGGGCCGCUUCGCCGGGCCCCUGCAGUACAGAGUGUGGAAGUCACUGAAGGGAAGCAUCUAUCCAGUUCCCUCAGCCAUCACAUUCAACUCCAAAACAGCCAACCCCUGGCUCAGUCUCACAUCUUCGCUCACCUGUGUGCGCUACCAGACCUUCAACAAUGCGGUGCAGGACAAUCCACAGCGAUUCAACGCAGCGCUGUCUCUUUUGGGCAGUCAAGGGUUCACUAAAGGCCGGCACUACUGGGAGGUGGAGGUGUACAGCAGCACCGUGUGGACCGUAGGAGUCGCUCGUGAAUCUGUCACGAGAAAAGGCGUGAUCAAUACCAUGCCUGCCAAUGGCUUCUGGACGCUCUCACUAUCGUAUGGAGUUCAGUAUAUGGCCGGGACAUCUCCGCCGACAUUGCUGUCUUUGGAGGAGCCGCUGGCGAGGAUCGGCGUGUAUCUGGACUACAAGAGAGGCCUGGUGUCCUUCUACAAUGCCGAGAGCAUGACGCACCUCUACACCUUCAAGGACACCUUCACCGAGACCCUCUACCCUUAUUUUAACCUGGGCUUCUUGGAUAAAGUGCAUGAAAAUGAGCCUCUAAAAGUAUUCUUACCUAAAAUCUGAAUUUUUGUUAUUUUCUUCGUUCAUGAUAUUAAUAUUUCUUUUACAUAUAUAUAUAUAUAAAACACCAGGCUGGACCUGGAUAUUUUAAGUUAAGCUAUUUUAGAAAAGACAUAGGAAAAAAAAUACCGUCUUAUCAUACCAGUGGGUUAGUGGAGGCACAUGGAAAAUGAAACCAAGUCUUCAAAAACGGAUGGAAACUAUGGCUUAUGACCCUUUCCCACAUUAAAGCUACCAAGCAUAAGUUACCCCCUUACCUGGUAGAUAUCAAAUAUUCUACACGUUUCUGUGAUAUUUCUAGGUUUUAUAAACAAAGGGGUGAGGAUUUGUCUGGUCAGCAUGGUCCAGCCAGCCCCUGCUGGUACAUGGUCGUAACUACACCUUUUUCUCCAUUGACAGCUAAUUGGCUGUGUAUUUUAAGCUACAUAUCAUCAGAAGAAUUUCAGUAUAUUACAGUAUUUGUUUAACCAUUGACUGGUUCUUAUUAGAGGAUCUUAAAACCAUUAAAACAGACUUAUAUUUUCCUCUGUUGGCUGCUUUCAAUAUAACAGAGUUAUUAGUGAGCACAGAUGACCACAAGCAUACUUCCACUGCCACAGUCGGAAUGCUAACAGCUGUACUUCAGACC
Molecule: messenger RNA, 2279 nt
Organism: Labeo rohita (rohu)
Lineage: Eukaryota; Metazoa; Chordata; Actinopteri; Cypriniformes; Cyprinidae
Gene: trim69
Product: tripartite motif containing 69
Exons: 6
Coding region: 116-1654 (512 amino acids)
Molecular function (GO): protein binding; zinc ion binding
Source: RefSeq, a predicted model, not a curated record